CUUGGCCCCUUCCAUUCCGCUUCCCAUUCAAUGCUUCAAGAUCGUCUCAACUCACGAAGAUUCAACGAAACCCUCUCUCUCUCUCUCUCUCUCUCUCUCUCUCUCUCUCUCUCUCUAACCCUUUCCCCGGUGAUGGAUUCAACCGGCAAGAACGCCGGAGCAGUGACCCCGCUGAAAAACCCACAAGCCAAUCGAUCAAAAACAUCAGAGAAAAUCCCAAAAGAUUCUGAGAAUACCAACCCUAAUAUCACAAGCCCUAGUUCAAGAUUAUCGAAAUCACCCGCGAUUAAAUCUGCUAAGAAGACGCAGAAGUCAGCCGCCAAAAACCCUAACCACCCCUCCCCGCGGAACAAGAUCCGCGAAAGGAAGUUCGUGGUGGCGAAAAGGAAUUCCAAGAAAGAGAAAGAGAAUUCUUCGACGGUCCUAUGUAAGUGUAAAGACAAGGGUUUUGGUACUUCGCACAAGUGUCUAUGUGUUGCUUAUGACAGCCUAAGGGCUUCUCAAGAAGAGUUUUUCAAGAAUCGUGGCAGUGCUAUAGCUGACUAUGGUGUUGAGGAAAAUAACUCGGUGAGUCAAACCCUUGAAGUUCCAAAUCGGUAUGGAGAAGUAGAGGAGGAGAUGAACUCAGUGAGUCAAACCCUUGAAAUUCCAAAUCGGUAUGGAGAAAUAGAGGAAGAGAUGAACUCGGUGAGUCAAACCCUUGAAAUUGCAAAUGGGUAUGAAGGGAAAUCAGAGGAAUUUGAUGAUUUGGGGAUGAAUGGAUUAAAUGAGAGUGACCCGAAUGAGGAUACACAACCGGGCGAAAUGGGUAGUUCUAAAAUGAAGAGGACGAGGGACAAGUUGUUGGAAGAAGCAAGGCAGAGUGUGCCUGAAGCUGGGUUUGGGAAAGUGAUGCAUUUGGUCAAGGCAUUUGAGAAGCUUCUUACCAUACCAAAGGAGCCUGAUCAGAGUGAUGAGAGGGAAUCAGAGGAUGAUGAUAAGAAGAAGGUAUUGAAGUGGGCAUUACCAGGGCUGCAACCGAGGGCGCCUGAGACACGGAGCUCUUCAUCUUCGUUCUGUCCAUCAGACUUUUUUGUGACAUCGGAGAGUUUAGGUUUGGAUGCACGUGUUUCGUCUUCUUUAGAUAGUAACCAUGGAAGCUUCACUAUUUCAAGCAGGACCUCUGGUGGUGGUCGUAGAAGCCGACGAAAAAGCUCUGAAUCAUCUGGGAACUUUGGCGGAAGUCGUUGGAAGAAGAGGCAGCUCAAAGCAACUUCCCAAAUGCCCUUCAAGCUUCGAACAGAGCAAAGAGGAAGGUCAAAGGAGGAAGAAUUCGUCAAGAAAAUACAACAAAUGAUGAUGGAGGAGGAGAAGCAACGUAUACCAAUUGCACAAGGUCUCCCAUGGACAACAGACGAGCCAGAGUGUUUGGUAAAACCUCCCGUCAAAGAAAUUACAAGGCCAAUUGAUUUGGUGCUGCAUAGCGAUGUCAGGGCUGUGGAGCGUGCUGAGUUUGAUCAACAGAUUACGGAGAAGAUGAGCCUUAUUGAGCAGUUCCAGGAGGAAAGGGAAAGACAGCAGAAGUUAGCAGAAGAAGAGGAAAUCAAGAGACUAAGAAAGGAGCUCGUUCCAAGAGCUCAACCCAUGCCCUAUUUUGACAGGCCUUUCAUUCCUAGAAGAUCAGAGAAGCAUCCGACCAUACCCAGAGAUCCAAGGUUCCAUAUACCACAGCAUAAGAAGAUCAAGUGUUGCCUGUCUUCUUGGAAUGAUAUGUAUGAUGAACUCCAACAUUGAGAUCUUCUGAGGGAAGAAGAGAUGAAAGUUCUUCUAAAUAGGAAUUCUUUCUGUCGAAAGCAUACUAAUGCUGAACCUUUUUUGCUCUCUCUCUCUCUCUCUCUCUCUCUCUCUCUCUCUCUCUCUCUCUCUCUCUCUCUCUCUCUCGUGUAUAUGAAGCAAUCUAUUUCGUUGCAAUUUUGGUGGAACCAGUUAUGGUAAUGUUGCAGGCACAUUUUGUGUGCUUUUUCUCAAUGAGUAUCUUGUGUUCAUCAGUCCUCUCAUGUUACUUGUAUUCAUUUUUUCAAUUAAGAUCUUAGGUGUGGAAUUGAUUCAAAUGGAAACAUA
Rhododendron vialii is the source of this 2100-nucleotide messenger RNA. RefSeq names its product microtubule-destabilizing protein 60. The transcript is spliced from 8 exons. NCBI's taxonomy places the organism in Eukaryota, Viridiplantae, Streptophyta, Magnoliopsida, Ericales, Ericaceae. Gene Ontology annotation, molecular function: protein kinase activator activity; microtubule binding. The record is from RefSeq and is a predicted model, not a curated record. Bases 31 to 1773 code for a protein of 580 amino acids. Gene Ontology annotation, biological process: mitotic spindle assembly; activation of protein kinase activity; regulation of mitotic spindle organization. Gene Ontology annotation, cellular component: nuclear microtubule; mitotic spindle.